AUGUGGAGUCUUCGGUGUUCUUGUUUGGGACACCCAUCAGAAUUGGCUGUUCACUCCAGGGGUCGUCCCGCACGAUCAAAGCUAUCAAUCUUGCGGUAUUGUGUACGUAGUAUGGCUCAUACUCAAUCAUAUUAG
Colletotrichum tamarilloi is the source of this 135-nucleotide messenger RNA. RefSeq lists its product as uncharacterized. NCBI's taxonomy places the organism in Eukaryota, Fungi, Ascomycota, Sordariomycetes, Glomerellales, Glomerellaceae. Bases 1 to 135 code for a protein of 44 amino acids. The record is from RefSeq and is a predicted model, not a curated record. The transcript has a single exon.